UGCUGCUCCUCUCCGGGUGUUUACUCGGCUCCAGGGCUCUCUGAGAGUCACAGACUCGUCACAAAUAAACCAGUUUCUCCUCGUUUGUUCCUCCGGCGUGGGUUUUUAAGGAGGACGCGGAGUCGCGGUGCUCGCUGGCCGGCAGGGACCAUGCACAGCUCCACGGCGGUCCUGCUGCUCCUCGGCCUCCUGGCCGGCCCCGGCUGCUCCCUGGACCCCCGGGACCCCAACGUCUGCAGCCUGUGGGAGAGCUUCACCACCUCCGUCAAAGAGUCCUACUCUCAUCCCUACGACCAUGUGACGGAGGAGCCCUGCUCGGACCCCCGGACCUCUUACAGAUGCAUGCGUCACAGGAUCACCUACAAAACAGCCUACCGGCAGGCGGUGAAGACCGACUACCGCAAGAGGUACCAAUGCUGCCCGGGCUACUACGAGAGCGGCAACAAAUGCGUCCCUCGCUGCACCAAGGAGUGCGUCCACGGCCGGUGCGUCGCCCCGGACCGCUGCCAGUGCGAGGGAGGCUGGCGAGGCGACGACUGUUCCAGCGCCUGUGACGACAGACACUGGGGCCCUCGCUGCCUCCAGCGGUGCCAGUGUGAGAACGGGGCGCUGUGCGACCCGGCGAGGGGAACCUGCCAGUGUCCCCCGGGCUUCACGGGCCGCCUCUGCGAGGACGCCUGCCCGGCCGGGACCUUCGGCAGGCGCUGCCAGCAGAAGUGCGAGUGCGGGAGCGGAGGAUCCUGCGACAAGGCGACUGGCGAGUGCACCUGCCGAGACGGCUUCACCGGGACCUUCUGCAGGAAGGUGUGCAGGAACAAGUGCCAGCCGCGGUGCUCCUGCCAGAACGGAGGCAUCUGUAAGGGGAAAGGGGUCUGCGACUGCCCCCCCGGAUGGACGGGUGCCGUCUGCACGGAAAAAUGUCCGGCGGGAAGGUUCGGACCCAACUGUGCCGAAGAGUGUGUUUGCCACAACAGCGGCAAAUGCAACCCUGAAAACGGACAGUGCCGCUGCGCCGAGGGCUUCACGGGUAGCAGGUGUAACGAGGAGUGCGCUGCCGGCACCUACGGUCAGGACUGCAAAGGCGUGUGCGACUGCGCCAACGGCGCGCGCUGCUACAACAUCGACGGCGGCUGCCUGUGCGAGCCGGGCUUCAGCGGGCCGCAGUGCAGGAACAGGAUGUGCGCGCCCGGGAACUACGGCAUGCACUGCGAGCACAGCUGCCUCUGUCAGGACAAGCACACUCUCAGCUGCCACCCAAUGAAAGGCGAGUGCACGUGCCAGCCGGGGUGGGCGGGGCUUCACUGCAACGAGACCUGCGCUCACGGUUUCUAUGGCGACGGCUGCCUGGAGCCGUGCCUGUGCGUGAACGGAGGGGUGUGUGACGGCGCAACGGGGCGAUGCCGGUGCACCCCGGGCUUCACGGGGGUUCACUGCGAGAGUCCCUGUAAAAGUGGCACCUUCGGGAAGAACUGCUCCCGGGAGUGCAACUGUGAAAACUUUGUGGACUGCUCACCGAUCGACGGCACAUGCUUCUGCAAAGAGGGCUGGCGAGGGUCGGACUGCUCGGCCCCCUGCUCCGAGGGAACCUGGGGCCCCGGAUGCAACGCCACCUGCCACUGCACCAACGGGGCGAAGUGCGACUCCGCAGAUGGAUCCUGUAUCUGUGCCGCCGGCUGGCAGGGCCGGCGCUGCGACCAGCCGUGCCCGAUGGGCGCGUUCGGACCCGGCUGCCUGAAGAGGUGCGACUGUGUUCACGCCAGCCGCUGCCAGGCGACCAGCGGGGAGUGCCACUGUCUGCCAGGCUGGAGGGGGCCCCGCUGCAGCGACCCCUGCCCCGACGGCCUGUGGGGCCCGCGCUGCAACCACAGCUGCUCCAGACACUGCCCCAACAGCGACACCUGCCUGCGGGAGACGGGCGAGUGCGUGUGCCGCCCCGGCUACUGGGGGGCCGCCUGCCUGAACAACUCGUCGGAGCUGGCGGGGAGCGUCAUGGUCCCCCUGCCCCCCGGGGAGAAGGAGUCGUGGGGGGCCAUCAGCGGCAUCGUGGUGCUGGUGCUGCUGGUGGUGCUGCUGCUGACGCUGCUGCUGCUCUACCGCCGCCGGCAGAAGGACAAGCAGAACACCACGCCCACCGUGUCCUUCUCCACCAGCCGCACCGUCAACUCCGAGUACGCCGUCCCAGAUGUUCCUCACGGCUACCACCACUACUACUCCAACCCCAGCUACCACACGCUGAGCCAGAACCGGCCUCCGCUGCCGCACCUGCCCAACAACCACGACCGCGUCAUCAAGAACACCAACAACCAGCUGUUCUGCAGCGUGAAGAACGCCGCCAGGGAGCGGCGAGGCCUGUUCGGGGUGGAGACCAACGCCACGCUGCCCGCCGACUGGAAGCAUCACGAGUCCCGCAAAGAGUCAGGAGCGUUUGGCAUCGACCGGAGCUACAGCUACAGCGCCAGCCUCGGAAAGUAUUAUAACAAAGAGCUGAAGGAGAGCCUGGCGGCGAGCAGCAGCUCCCUGAACAGCGAGAACCCGUACGCCACCAUCAAGGACCUGCCCGGGCCGCCCUUCGGGCCCGUGGAGAGCAGCUACAUGGAGAUGAAGGCGGCCGUGCCGCGGGAGCGCGCCUACACCGAGAUCAGCCCGCCGCCCUUCCACGCGGCCGCGCUGCGCAGAGAGCGUCAGAGCUCCCUGGGCCACGCCCCCCCCGACGACCCCCAGGGCCACUACGACCUCCCGGUGAACAGCCACAUCCCCGGCCACUACGACCUGCCGCCGCUGCGCCGCCCCCCCUCCCCGGUCCCGUCCCCCCGACGGGCCCUUCAGUGACGGUCGGGGCGUCGGACCGUCGGCAGCGUUUCCUCCUCGUCUCUGGGACAGUGAGGAGCCGAAGGCUCUGCAGGUGCAGGGGCCGAGGCGUGAACUGUGGUCGCCCUCCUUUAACACGACGCCGCCCCCUAGUGGGCCCUGAGCGGUACCUGAGCGGUACCGGCCCCCCCUCCACACACGGCCGGUGACGGAGGGCGGCCUUCAGGCACGUUUCUCCUGCUUCCAUCAUCUAACGCAACUGUUUUGAGUUUUCUUUCUGCUUUUCUGAGUUUAUUUGGGUUCAUUACUUUUUCCAAAACGCUUUGAGGAAAGAAAAAAACAACAUCUGGCAGCUUUGGACGAACUCCACGUUGAACUGCUCCUGGAAAAACUCAGCUGCGGUCGUGACACGACGGCAGAGUUUUCCGUGUAUUUGUUCCAGUGUUGCUUCCAGACCGGCUCUGUUGUUGCUGUCGGAGCAGAACUUUGUACAUAAAGAGAUGAAUAUACUCUCAGCUUCACGUGAAUGUAGAGGAUUAGCCGUAGUUUAGGAUGUUGUACAGGGUUAAAGCGGCUCUAUGUGGCAGUACCACCUCUGGACACACGGGGGCAGCACAUCACAGGAAGAAGUAGUGAUGGUUAGCGGCGCUGUCGUCAACGCAACAGACCGCUUUGCCUCCAUGUGGUCAGAAGUGGAAUUACUAAAUAGAAUGGCUUUAACUGGAUUAAAAUCAUUUACAGUAAAGGGAUCGUACAAAUUCUGUCCUCUGUAAUUAAACUUCCCCAAAAAUGGGACUAUGAGCCAAUGAAAGCAUCUCCACUGCCAGUUCACCCAAAGGAGGCAAGAAAAAGGACGAGUAACGAAUCGUGAUGUCGCUCCGUUGGAACAGAUGGUUAAAACUGAUGCGUGACACGUUCAUAACCUGGAAAAUGAGUUUUCUGAUGCUGUCAAUCAUCUGGUCAUUAGCAGGUCAAACAUUUAGGUCCGCGGUGUCAUUAUUUUAAAUAAAUGCAGAGAAAAAAAAACAAGUACACCUUUACUGCUCCCAGAUGGACUACGGUGAAUUUCGUCCUCACCAAACUAUUUGCUUCAUCCCCUCUGCACUAAAUCUCUCCAGCUGACGUUUUAAAUCGUCUCCUUCAAAUUAAAAAGUGAUUUCCAUCCUUCAAUUCCCAUUUUUUUGCAAAAUAAUCCAUAUUUAAAGCCACUGGCAGUAAGAGAGACAGUUUCACCCAGAGGAGACAUCAGUAAACCUCCAAUCAUGUAACAUUUACGAUGAAAUAAAGAAUAUUUUCCUUUACGUGGUUUGUGAAGACGCCGUGUGUCGCUGCAGGACUUGGGAAGCACAAGCACCGUCUUCAGGGUCUGCUGGAGCUCUGGGUUUGUGGGGAGGACGUGUUGCUCGUUUCUGCCACUAGAUGGCACUGCGUCCUAAUUCUUGACCUUUAACGUUCAACAGGUUUAGUUUGGCUCCAUCAGCCGGUUUGGUCUUUUGUAAAAACGAGAGCUGUGACUUGUUUGUUCAAGACUCUGAUGAGUUCAAGGCAUUAAUGAGUAAGAAUGUACUUUGUGCUGUAAAUGCUAUUUUUUCCUAUUUUUUUUUUUUUAAAUACAAGCAUGUAUUUUUGAAUGUAACUGUGGAUAAGUGUGUAACGUGUAAAUAAAAGACGUCUGCAUUUUUCAUAA
Messenger RNA from Cololabis saira (Pacific saury), 4495 nucleotides. RefSeq names its product platelet endothelial aggregation receptor 1 (gene pear1). Gene Ontology annotation, cellular component: membrane. Gene Ontology annotation, molecular function: protein binding. The coding region runs from base 151 to 2829 and encodes 892 amino acids. The record is from RefSeq and is a predicted model, not a curated record. NCBI's taxonomy places the organism in Eukaryota, Metazoa, Chordata, Actinopteri, Beloniformes, Belonidae. The transcript has 20 exons.